Molecule: messenger RNA, 437 nt
Organism: Danio aesculapii
Lineage: Eukaryota; Metazoa; Chordata; Actinopteri; Cypriniformes; Danionidae
Product: histone H2B 1/2-like
Exons: 1
Coding region: 1-375 (124 amino acids)
Cellular component (GO): nucleosome
Molecular function (GO): DNA binding; structural constituent of chromatin; protein heterodimerization activity
Source: RefSeq, a predicted model, not a curated record
AUGCCUGAGCCAGCCAAGACUGCGCCCAAGAAGGGCUCCAAGAAAGCCGUGACGAAAGCCGCCGGUAAAGGAGGAAAGAAGCGCAAGAGGACCAGGAAGGAGAGCUACGCUAUCUACGUGUACAAAGUGCUGAAGCAGGUUCAUCCUGACACCGGCAUCUCCUCCAAGGCCAUGGGCAUCAUGAACUCGUUCGUCAACGACAUCUUCGAGCGCAUCGCCGGUGAGGCUUCUCGUCUCGCCCAUUACAACAAGCGCUCCACCAUCACCUCCAGAGAGAUCCAGACCGCCGUGAGACUGCUGCUGCCCGGGGAGCUGGCCAAACACGCCGUAUCUGAGGGCACCAAGGCCGUCACCAAAUACACCAGCUCCAAGUAGAGCUCUGACGGAGAACAACACACAAAGGCUCUUUUAAGAGCCACACAUCUCACUCACUUAAA